Molecule: messenger RNA, 1756 nt
Organism: Stereum hirsutum FP-91666 SS1
Lineage: Eukaryota; Fungi; Basidiomycota; Agaricomycetes; Russulales; Stereaceae
Product: FAD/NAD-P-binding domain-containing protein
Exons: 10
Coding region: 1-1677 (558 amino acids)
Molecular function (GO): flavin adenine dinucleotide binding; NADP binding; N,N-dimethylaniline monooxygenase activity
Source: RefSeq, a predicted model, not a curated record
AUGCAUUCGAGCUCGAUAGGCAUCAUAGGCGCCGGUGCUGCUGGGCUAAUCACUGCCAAAACUCUACUCGACGAUGGUUUUGAGAACAUCACGAUUUUGACACGUGAUCAACAUCCGGGAGGAACGUGGGCUGUCGAGCGCAUCUACCCAUCCCUGAAAAUCAACAACGUCCACGGGGAAUAUCGCUUCUCCAGCCUUCCCAUGCCUCCUCCAUCGAAAGCAGAAUCUGGACGUCUGACCGGGGAGGACUUAUCCAACUACCUAGAAUCGUUCACAACUCGAUUUCUCGCAGGCAAGAUUCGGUAUGGGACCGAAGUCCUGGAUGUGAGGCAUAAUCAGACCAGAGACACGAGCGCUUGGAAGAUUCGAGUUCGAGACCUAGUUAAAUCGACCGAGGAAGACAUCUUCUUCGACAAGACUGUCUUGUGUUCUGGCGGCUCGAGCGCUCCUUUGAUUCCGCCUGCUGUGAAAGCGUCUAUGCAUAAGUUCGACGGGCCCGUGCUUCAUACGUACGAGUUCAAGAAGAUGAUGGAAAUUGUUCUCAAAACAGUCGGUCCCAGAGCAACACCGGACGCUGGAACGGUAGUCGUGGUAGGAGGUGGAAAAUCUGCGCAAGAUGCUGCCGCCAUGCUUGCUCGUGAAGGUCGUAAGGUAACGGUCGUAUUCGGCAAGGCAAAUGCGUUCAUUGCCGCUCCUAUUCCGUUGCCUGAAUUCAUCCGAAAGAGCAGAAUCCUUGCUAUCAUGAGCGGUUAUAUUGAGCUCAACAGUUGUCUCGAACGUUUCCUCCACAAAACUGGGAUCGGCAGCUGGAUCGUCUUCCUCUUCUGGGAGUUCCUUGUCCAGAUAUCUUUUUUGACCGCUCGAAUCCCGCUCGGAUCGCCGCUUCGCAACACACACUCCCUCUUCUGGGAAUACCGCUCCGACGAUCUUGGAGCCCCAUCCUCCACCGACUGGCUCUCCCUAGCCAACAACUCCCCCUCCUCUGGAAUCAAGAUCAUAUCUCCGGCCAAAGUCAUAGGCCUGGAGAGUCAGGCCGUCCUGCUCAGUGACGGAUCGAAGGUGAAUGCUGACGCAGUGGUUCUUGGGACUGGCUUUUCCUCGUCGUGGGACGCUCUUUUUGAUGAUGAGACGAAGGAAGAGCUUGGACUUACGCAACAUGCACCAUCCGACGAGUUCGACACCGAAUGGGACUCCUACCAGUCACUUUCACGCCCUCCUCGUGUUCUGGACGCGGAUAAGCGCUGGGCCACAUCAAUCUACCGAGGAAUCGUUCCUUCCAAGAUAAUCGAUAGGCGAGAUUUCGCCAUCAACGGAUCCAUACUCGCUGCCAACUUCGGUUAUCUGACCGAAGUGUCUUCUCAUUGGAUAUCGUCCUAUUUCCUCGACGACCCCUUCCUCAAAGUCCCAUCCGCAGAAGAUGCAUUCAAAGAGACUCAGCGACACACUGCCUGGCUUCGGAAACGAUUCCCGUACGAGGUCAUGUGGGCCAAUGCGAGUUAUAGUGGAGAUCUCGCACUCUGGUCGUGGCCGCAGACUGUCGACAAACUUCUCCGUGAUAUGAGCCUACGGGACUUCAGAAGCGGAGGAAGCGCGUUGACGUGGGCGUUCCGAAUCAUCGAUUUGAAGGAGAUUUCGACUCUCGGCGCAGAACGGAGGGCUCUUCGUGGGCAGCGGUAAUGUCUACUACAUAUCCAAUCAAAGCCUGGUCGCAACUCUGUUACCAUUGAUUGACUACCAACAUCCGUGCAUAUUUUUU